Molecule: messenger RNA, 5508 nt
Organism: Cydia splendana
Lineage: Eukaryota; Metazoa; Arthropoda; Insecta; Lepidoptera; Tortricidae
Product: zonadhesin-like
Exons: 30
Coding region: 1-5508 (1835 amino acids)
Source: RefSeq, a predicted model, not a curated record
AUGGUUACCAGCAAUCCAAGGUGUCCCAAAAACGAGGUGUACUACAACUGCACAGGCGAGUGUAUACCACGGAAAUGCGAUGAACUCGGCUUCCCACUGCAUUGCAACAAGAAGUGCAGGCCUGAGUGCGUUUGUAAGGACAACUACGUGCGGAACGAUCGUGGCGUUUGCAUCCCAAUUGAGAAGUGCCCAUCAUGUGGAGGCGAUAGAAAUGCCCAACAAGGAUGCGGCAACCAUUGCGGUAGAAGUUGCUCAGACAUCGGUAAACCACCACGACCAUGCCCACUGUUCUGCAUAUACAAUGGCUGCGACUGCAGGCCCGGAUAUUACUAUGACCCUAAUACAAAGAAAUGCGUCAAGCCUAAAGACUGCACACGCACAUGCCCAGUCAACGAAGAAUAUAGCACUUGCAUCAAUGGCGGCUGCGUUGCACGUAACUGCAGUCAACUUGGCAAGCCAGUGAUUUGCGUAAAAAUAGACCCCAAAUAUUGCAUCAAGGGAUGCGUUUGCAUAAAGGGCUACUUGAGGGACAAAAACGGAAUUUGUGUGCCAGAGAAGCAAUGCAAUACAAAAAAAUGUGGUAAACACGAGCACUGGGAUUCAUGCUACUAUAAGUGCGACGGCAACCAGACUUGCGACGACAACGACAAAAAAUGGAAUUGCCCCAAGAAAGACAAGUGCCUGAAGGGUUGCAGGUGCGAUAAGGGAUACUGCAGGGACAAGAAAGGCAACUGCGUACCGAAACAAGAACAUCCAAAACCAUGUGGUAAACACGAGCACUGGGAUUCAUGCUACUAUAAGUGCGACGGCAACCAGACUUGCGACGACAACGACAAAAAAUGGAAUUGCCCCGCGAAAGACAAGUGCCUGAAGGGUUGCAGGUGCGAUAAGGGAUACUGCAGGGACAAGAAAGGCAACUGCGUACCGAAACAAGAACAUCCAAAAAAAUGUGGUAAACACGAGCACUGGGAUUCAUGCUACUAUAAGUGCGACGGCAACCAGACUUGCGACGACAACGACAAAAAAUGGAAUUGCCCCAAGAAAGACAAGUGCCUGAAGGGUUGCAGGUGCGAUAAGGGAUACUGCAGGGACAAGAAAGGCAACUGCGUACCGAAACAAGAACAUCCAAAAAAAUGUGGUAAACACGAGCACUGGGAUUCAUGCUACUAUAAGUGCGACGGCAACCAGACUUGCGACGACAACGACAAAAAAUGGAAUUGCCCCAAGAAAGACAAGUGCCUGAAGGGUUGCAGGUGCGAUAAGGGAUACUGCAGGGACAAGAAAGGCAACUGCGUACCGAAACAAGAACAUCCAAAAAAAUGUGGUAAACACGAGCACUGGGAUUCAUGCUACUAUAAGUGCGACGGCAACCAGACUUGCGACGACAACGACAAAAAAUGGAAUUGCCCCAAGAAAGACAAGUGCCUGAAGGGUUGCAGGUGCGAUAAGGGAUACUGCAGGGACAAGAAAGGCAACUGCGUACCGAAACAAGAACAUCCAAAAAAAUGUGGUAAGCACGAGCACUGGGAUUCAUGCUACUAUAAGUGCGACGGCAACCAGACUUGCGACGACAACGACAAAAAAUGGAAUUGCCCCAAGAAAGACAAGUGCCUGAAGGGUUGCAGGUGCGAUAAGGGAUACUGCAGGGACAAGAAAGGCAACUGCGUACCGAAACAAGAACAUCCAAAAAAAUGUGGUAAACACGAGCACUGGGAUUCAUGCUACUAUAAGUGCGACGGCAACCAGACUUGCGACGAAAACGACAAAAAAUGGAAUUGCCCCAAGAAAGACAAGUGCCUGAAGGGUUGCAGGUGCGAUAAGGGAUACUGCAGGGACAAGAAAGGCAACUGCGUACCGAAACAAGAACAUCCAAAACCAUGUGGUAAACACGAGCACUGGGAUUCAUGCUACUAUAAGUGCGACGGCAACCAGACUUGCGACGACAACGACAAAAAAUGGAAUUGCCCCGCGAAAGACAAGUGCCUGAAGGGUUGCAGGUGCGAUAAGGGAUACUGCAGGGACAAGAAAGGCAACUGCGUACCGAAACAAGAACAUCCAAAAAAAUGUGGUAAACACGAGCACUGGGAUUCAUGCUACUAUAAGUGCGACGGCAACCAGACUUGCGACGACAACGACAAAAAAUGGAAUUGCCCCAAGAAAGACAAGUGCCUGAAGGGUUGCAGGUGCGAUAAGGGAUACUGCAGGGACAAGAAAGGCAACUGCGUACCGAAACAAGAACAUCCAAAAAAAUGUGGUAAACACGAGCACUGGGAUUCAUGCUACUAUAAGUGCGACGGCAACCAGACUUGCGACGACAACGACAAAAAAUGGAAUUGCCCCAAGAAAGACAAGUGCCUGAAGGGUUGCAGGUGCGAUAAGGGAUACUGCAGGGACAAGAAAGGCAACUGCGUACCGAAACAAGAACAUCCAAAAAAAUGUGGUAAACACGAGCACUGGGAUUCAUGCUACUAUAAGUGCGACGGCAACCAGACUUGCGACGACAACGACAAAAAAUGGAAUUGCCCCAAGAAAGACAAGUGCCUGAAGGGUUGCAGGUGCGAUAAGGGAUACUGCAGGGACAAGAAAGGCAACUGCGUACCGAAACAAGAACAUCCAAAAAAAUGUGGUAAGCACGAGCACUGGGAUUCAUGCUACUAUAAGUGCGACGGCAACCAGACUUGCGACGACAACGACAAAAAAUGGAAUUGCCCCAAGAAAGACAAGUGCCUGAAGGGUUGCAGGUGCGAUAAGGGAUACUGCAGGGACAAGAAAGGCAACUGCGUACCGAAACAAGAACAUCCAAAAAAAUGUGGUAAACACGAGCACUGGGAUUCAUGCUACUAUAAGUGCGACGGCAACCAGACUUGCGACGAAAACGACAAAAAAUGGAAUUGCCCCAAGAAAGACAAGUGCCUGAAGGGUUGCAGGUGCGAUAAGGGAUACUGCAGGGACAAGAAAGGCAACUGCGUACCGAAACAAGAACAUCCAAAAAAAUGUGGUAAGCACGAGCACUGGGAUUCAUGCUACUAUAAGUGCGACGGCAACCAGACUUGCGACGACAACGACAAAAAAUGGAAUUGCCCCAAGAAAGACAAGUGCCUGAAGGGUUGCAGGUGCGAUAAGGGAUACUGCAGGGACAAGAAAGGCAACUGCGUACCGAAACAAGAACAUCCAAAAAAAUGUGGUAAACACGAGCACUGGGAUUCAUGCUACUAUAAGUGCGACGGCAACCAGACUUGCGACGACAACGACAAAAAAUGGAAUUGCCCCAAGAAAGACAAGUGCCUGAAGGGUUGCAGGUGCGAUAAGGGAUACUGCAGGGACAAGAAAGGCAACUGCGUACCGAAACAAGAACAUCCAAAAAAAUGUGGUAAGCACGAGCACUGGGAUUCAUGCUACUAUAAGUGCGACGGCAACCAGACUUGCGACGACAACGACAAAAAAUGGAAUUGCCCCAAGAAAGACAAGUGCCUGAAGGGUUGCAGGUGCGAUAAGGGAUACUGCAGGGACAAGAAAGGCAACUGCGUACCGAAACAAGAACAUCCAAAAAAAUGUGGUAAACACGAGCACUGGGAUUCAUGCUACUAUAAGUGCGACGGCAACCAGACUUGCGACGACAACGACAAAAAAUGGAAUUGCCCCAAGAAAGACAAGUGCCUGAAGGGUUGCAGGUGCGAUAAGGGAUACUGCAGGGACAAGAAAGGCAACUGCGUACCGAAACAAGAACAUCCAAAAAAAUGUGGUAAACACGAGCACUGGGAUUCAUGCUACUAUAAGUGCGACGGCAACCAGACUUGCGACGACAACGACAAAAAAUGGAAUUGCCCCAAGAAAGACAAGUGCCUGAAGGGUUGCAGGUGCGAUAAGGGAUACUGCAGGGACAAGAAAGGCAACUGCGUACCAAAACAAGAACAUCCAAAAAAAUGUGGUAAGCACGAGCACUGGGAUGCAUGCUACUAUAAGUGCGACGGCAACCAGACUUGCGACGACAACGACAAAAAAUGGAAUUGCCCCAAGAAAGACAAGUGCCUGAAGGGUUGCAGGUGCGAUAAGGGAUACUGCAGGGACAAGAAAGGCAACUGCGUACCGAAACAAGAACAUCCAAAAAAAUGUGGUAAACACGAGCACUGGGAUUCAUGCUACUAUAAGUGCGACGGCAACCAGACUUGCGACGACAACGACAAAAAAUGGAAUUGCCCCAAGAAAGACAAGUGCCUGAAGGGUUGCAGGUGCGAUAAGGGAUACUGCAGGGACAAGAAAGGCAACUGCGUACCGAAACAAGAACAUCCAAAAAAAUGUGGUAAGCACGAGCACUGGGAUUCAUGCUACUAUAAGUGCGACGGCAACCAGACUUGCGACGACAACGACAAAAAAUGGAAUUGCCCCAAGAAAGACAAGUGCCUGAAGGGUUGCAGGUGCGAUAAGGGAUACUGCAGGGACAAGAAAGGCAACUGCGUACCGAAACAAGAACAUCCAAAAAAAUGUGGUAAACACGAGCACUGGGAUUCAUGCUACUAUAAGUGCGACGGCAACCAGACUUGCGACGACAACGACAAAAAAUGGAAUUGCCCCGCGAAAGACAAGUGCCUGAAGGGUUGCAGGUGCGAUAAGGGAUACUGCAGGGACAAGAAAGGCAACUGCGUACCGAAACAAGAACAUCCAAAAAAAUGUGGUAAACACGAGCACUGGGAUUCAUGCUACUAUAAGUGCGACGGCAACCAGACUUGCGACGACAACGACAAAAAAUGGAAUUGCCCCGCGAAAGACAAGUGCCUGAAGGGUUGCAGGUGCGAUAAGGGAUACUGCAGGGACAAGAAAGGCAACUGCGUACCGAAACAAGAACAUCCAAAAAAAUGUGGUAAACACGAGCACUGGGAUUCAUGCUACUAUAAGUGCGACGGCAACCAGACUUGCGACGACAACGACAAAAAAUGGAAUUGCCCCAAGAAAGACAAGUGCCUGAAGGGUUGCAGGUGCGAUAAGGGAUACUGCAGGGACAAGAAAGGCAACUGCGUACCGAAACAAGAACAUCCAAAAAAAUGUGGUAAACACGAGCACUGGGAUUCAUGCUACUAUAAGUGCGACGGCAACCAGACUUGCGACGAUAACGACAAAAAAUGGAACUGCCCCAAGAAAGACAAGUGCCUGAAGGGUUGCAGGUGCGAUAAGGGAUACUGCAGGGACAAGAAAGGCAACUGCGUACCGAAACAAGAACAUCCAAAAAAAUGUGGUAAACACGAGCACUGGGAUUCAUGCUACUAUAAGUGCGACGGCAACCAGACUUGCGACGACAACGACAAAAAAUGGAAUUGCCCCGCGAAAGACAAGUGCCUGAAGGGUUGCAGGUGCGAUAAGGGAUACUGCAGGGACAAGAAAGGCAACUGCGUACCGAAACAAGAACAUCGUAAGUAUCGUUUUUGGUUCUUGGAGAAAACACAUGUCGCGCAGCAAGGAUGUACAGUCACCAUCAGAUAUACUGGAGCGGCCGAGGUGCUCAAAAAUAUCUGA